UCUUUCUCUCUCUAGAACAGCUCAUUCGCCGAGCUCUCUCUCUCCCUCUCUCUCUCUCUCCCGCCAUUGCCCAUUUGACUUGGCGAGCUCGAGAGGAGACGUAGACCGUCAAUGGGUAUCUGCAGUUCCUGCGAAUCCACCAGCGUCGCGACGGCGAAGCUCAUCCUGGUGGACGGGAGGCUCCAGGAGUUCUCGUACCCGGUCAAGGCCUCCUACGUCCUCCAGAAGAAUCGCGACUGCUUCAUCUGCAACUCCGAUGAGAUGGACUUCGACGACGUCGUCUCCGCCGUCGCCGCCGACGACGAGCUCCUCCCCGGCCGCCUCUACUUUGCCCUGCCCCUCAGCCGCCUGAAGCGGCCCCUGCAGGCCGAGGAGAUGGCCGCGCUCGCAGUCAAGGCCAGCUCCGCCCUAAUGAGGAGCGGCGGCGACAAAUGCGGGUGCCGCCGGAAGUCGGUAUCGCUGGCGUGGUUCUCCGACGAGGAGAGCAAUAGCUGUAGGGACGUCGCGGCGGCGGCGGCAGCGGCGAGCGGCGACGGCGGCAGGAGGGAUGGGCGGGGUAGGAGGAGGAGUUUCACGGCGAUGUUGAGUGCGAUCCCCGAGUAGGGAGGGGGCAUUUUUGGAAAUAUUUUUAGGUUAUGGAGGGUGUAAAUAUAGAAUUAGUGAGUUUCCACUUUUUUUUUUGGCUGAAUCUUUAAUUAAUCUGUAGAGUUGUUCCUGAAAAUGUGAUUAAUGAGGAAGAGAAGGGAAGACCCUUUGGACAA
Syzygium oleosum is the source of this 761-nucleotide messenger RNA. RefSeq lists its product as uncharacterized. The transcript has a single exon. The record is from RefSeq and is a predicted model, not a curated record. NCBI's taxonomy places the organism in Eukaryota, Viridiplantae, Streptophyta, Magnoliopsida, Myrtales, Myrtaceae. The coding region runs from base 112 to 603 and encodes 163 amino acids.